Messenger RNA from Limanda limanda (common dab), 1800 nucleotides. RefSeq lists its product as uncharacterized. The record is from RefSeq and is a predicted model, not a curated record. Gene Ontology annotation, molecular function: ubiquitin protein ligase activity. The transcript has 10 exons. Gene Ontology annotation, biological process: protein ubiquitination; positive regulation of DNA-templated transcription; ubiquitin-dependent protein catabolic process. Gene Ontology annotation, cellular component: cytoplasm; nucleoplasm. The coding region runs from base 326 to 1651 and encodes 441 amino acids. NCBI's taxonomy places the organism in Eukaryota, Metazoa, Chordata, Actinopteri, Pleuronectiformes, Pleuronectidae.
GCGGCACAAACCCAGGAACGAAGUGAAUCCUCCAGAAGCUGAGGACAGGUUCGAGACCUGGUUCCGGUCUCAUCGAGGCCUCAGCUGCACCGGUCACCUCUAACUGGUCCGGACAAACCAGUGCAGAGGUUCAGUUCCGUUCCUCUUCACUAACGGACCCAGGUUAGACUCCCAGUGAGGUUAGCUCGUUAGCUCGUUAGCUCGCUAGCUCCUCUGUGCUGGUUGUUGUCUCCGGCUGCUCCCAGGACUCUGCCCCGGUGCCGGGUGGCAUGAGCCCGGGUGCGACGCGCCUCUAGAGCCGGGGCCAGGUGAACCACCGGAGGCCAUGGCCGGGCCGGGACCCGCCAGCCCCUGCUCCUCGGAGCCGGACAGCCCCGGGGGACUGAACCGGGGAUGUCUGCUCGACCCGGCGGACCUGCUGUACCACGAUCUGUCCGCCAUCGUCCCGGAGACCCCCAGUCCACAGCUCGGUAAACGGAGAAGACGUGGGCCAAUCACAGAGGAGCGGUUCAGUACUAUGGCGGCCGGGGGGGGCUCAUGGGGCCGAGCAGAGCCGGCGCUCGGCAGUGAGCACGGGUCCAAACGCAGGCGGCUGGCCAUGGAGAACCGGAGGGUUCUGUUUGUUCCUGCUUCAUCUCUGAGAGCUCUACCUCCGGGCAACCCGCUGUCCAGUGGACCCUGUUUCUCCUCAUCUUCAUCGGCCUCUUCAUCUUCAUCGGCCUCUUCAUCGUCCUCUUCUUCGUCCUCUUCAUCGUCCUCUUCAUCUUCAUAUUCCUCCUCCUUCCUCACUCCGGCGUUAGAGGAGGGUGAGGUGUCUUUGACUGUGCCAGGUUCCCCAGGAGAAGUCGGAGCUGGUUCUCUCAGCCAGAGGAGGAGGAGGAGGAGCGUGACGUUUCCCUCUUCCUCGCCCUCGGCGCCGCCCGCCUCCGAGUCUCUGUCCUUCCUCACGGACGAGGAGAGGAGAUGGCUGAACGGCGACCGAGGAGACUCUCCAGCAGGUGAAGACACAGCAGUGGAGGAGAUCAUCAUCAGUGACGAUGACGAGGGCAUGGUCCGGGCUGCACAGAUGGAGGAAGAUGAGUCGUAUGCUCAGAGCCUGCAGGCCCAGUUCGACCGAGAGGAGGUGCACAGCAGACACCAGCAGCACCAGCAGCAGCACCACCAGCACCAGCAGCAUCCCUAUCAGCAGGGCCACCACAGGUUUUACUCCCACAUGCAACCCAGCUGGAUGUCCCAUGUGCUGGCUGCAGUGGCGGCCCCUGCUGGCUUUGAAGAAGGUCUGAUGGGUCAGCAGCGAGGAUGGGGGCGGACCAGAGGGAGGACCGCCAUGCCCGAGGACCCUCAGGGGAACGACUACGAGGCUCUUCUGGCGUUCGAGGAACGUCAAGGUGCCGUUGUGUCUAAGAAGUUGACGCGAAGGCAAAUCCAGAGAUUUCCCACCAAGACCUUCCAGUCGACCUUCAGCGCCGGGAACACGACGUGCCAGAUCUGUUUCUGUGAAUACACCGAGGGGGAGAAGCUGAGGAUGCUGCCGUGUUUCCAUGACUACCAUGUCCCGUGUAUAGACCGCUGGUUGAAGGAUAACACCACCUGUCCCAUCUGCAGAGUGAACCUGGCUGAUGGGAACUGCUCCGCCCCCCCGACCCUCUGAAGGCCGGUUCACGUCACCUCCUGAAGACUUGAGUCUUACUGUAGUUUGUGUCUGAUGAAGGACGACUCAACAACUCGUCUUUUUUAUACUUUUAUUUAAAUGUUUUAUGUCACUGGUGAUUUUACAGGAAUAAAAAGAUAAAACCUCGA